UGCAGAGACCGCAUGCAGCUGGGGCUGGCCCCCAUGGACACGUCUGCCAAGUCGGCGUUCCUGAGGCCCUCCACACGGGAGCGGCUCCGCACCAACCCGGCCAGAGUUCGCUUUGCCGAGCGCGACGCGCCCGACGCUGGUGACCACCAGCACCACCAGCAUCAUCAUCAUCAUCAGCAGCAGCAGGAGCACCACCUCCUCUUCAUGCCCAACGUUCUCAAGGUCUACCUGGAGAACGGGCAGACCAAGUCGUUCAAGUUCGACUCCGGUACCACCGUCAGGGACGUGGUUCACUGGCUGCAGGAGAAGCUGCGCAUCGAGCACAGCGAGCACUUUGCUCUGCUCCUGGAACGCGUCACCGCCACCACCACCACCACCGCCAUUACCACCACCAACGCCACCACCAACGCCACCACCACCAACGCCACCACCGCCACCACCACCACCACCACCAGCGCCGCCGUUCCAGCACUCACGCUGCUACCGGAGGGCGAGACUCUGGACAAGGUGGUUCGGAGGCCGGACGCUCGCUCCCUCCGCUGCAGAUUCCGCGUCGCCUUCUACCCUCGCAACGCCUACGAGUUCCUGUGCCGGGACCCCGUCGCCUUCGAAUACUUCUACCUGCAGUGCUGUAACGAUGUGGUACGCGAGCGCUGGGCGGGAGAGCUGAGCCGGGAGACGCUGCUGCUACUCGCAGCGCUGCACAUGCAGCAGCACGCAACCUGCAGCAGUAGCAGCAGCAGUAGUAGCAGCAGUAGCAAGUACACGGUGAAGCACAUCGUGAGGGAGUGGGGGAUGGAGACCUUUGUGCCUCCUUCGCUGCUCAGCUCCUCCAAGGACAGGGAGCUUCGCAAGACGCUCAACCACCACCUCAAGAUGCACCAGCAGCUGACCCCGUUGCAGCUUCGGGUGAAGUUGGUGCAGCGCCUCAGUGACGAGGCCGUCACGGCGGGAGGGAAAAUCUUCACCGCCAACACACAGAUGGUGAGCGGUGGUG
Molecule: messenger RNA, 997 nt
Organism: Lethenteron reissneri (Far Eastern brook lamprey)
Lineage: Eukaryota; Metazoa; Chordata; Hyperoartia; Petromyzontiformes; Petromyzontidae
Product: FERM and PDZ domain-containing protein 4-like
Biological process (GO): signal transduction
Cellular component (GO): cytoskeleton
Source: RefSeq, a predicted model, not a curated record